AUGCAUUUAUAUGGGAAAUACAAAGGAAAAUUGUUGGUGGCCACAGCUCAAGAUAGAAAUGAUGAAUGUUCACCGAUUGCUUUUGCCAUCGUUGAAGGUGAAACCUUGGAAGCCUGGGACUAUUUCCUUGUUAAUAUACGUGCUCAUGUUACUGAGAUGUCAAACAUAUGCCUCAUCUCCGAUAAUCAUCGUAGCAUAAUAUCUGCUGUGGAGAAUAACCGUAAUUGGUUGCCACCAAACGCAUAUCACGUGUUUUGUAUUCGUCAUAUUGCCAGCAACUUCAAUCAAAAGUUUAGAAAUGAAGACUUGAAGCGGACAUUAAAGAAUUUAGGCUAUACUCCGGCAAUGGUUGACUUUGAAAGAGGGCUUGCCAGAUUUCGGGAAACUAGUCCUCAGAUUGCUGAGUGGAUUGAUGCCAUCCCUAAAGAAAAGUGGUCGCGUGCAUACGUUGUUGAACGACGUAGGUACAUGCAUAUGACAACUAACUUGGCAGAAUCUGUUAACACGGUGUUGAAAGGGGCCAGAAAUAUACCCAUAACUGCUUUAAUUAAGCACACAUACAGCAGAUUGGUUCAUUAUUUUGUUACGAGAGGUACAUCUGUAGAUAUAAGUAUUCGAAUACCUAAUCAAGUAUUUGAACACCACACGAAAAGUAUUCAAAUACUUACUGGGAAGAAGGUCUAUAACGGCUAUAAAUGA
This is a messenger RNA of Gastrolobium bilobum, 699 nucleotides long. RefSeq lists its product as uncharacterized. The transcript has 3 exons. The coding region runs from base 1 to 699 and encodes 232 amino acids. The record is from RefSeq and is a predicted model, not a curated record. Lineage: Eukaryota; Viridiplantae; Streptophyta; Magnoliopsida; Fabales; Fabaceae.